Molecule: messenger RNA, 1221 nt
Organism: Cynocephalus volans (Philippine flying lemur)
Lineage: Eukaryota; Metazoa; Chordata; Mammalia; Dermoptera; Cynocephalidae
Gene: S1PR5
Product: sphingosine-1-phosphate receptor 5
Exons: 2
Coding region: 52-1221 (389 amino acids)
Biological process (GO): adenylate cyclase-activating G protein-coupled receptor signaling pathway; regulation of metabolic process
Cellular component (GO): cytoplasm; plasma membrane
Molecular function (GO): sphingosine-1-phosphate receptor activity
Source: RefSeq, a predicted model, not a curated record
CGCGACUGCGGGGGGCGCACGACCAGGGCGCAGGGCCUUGGGGCGCGGCCCAUGGAGCCGGGGCUGCUGCGGCCGGCGCCAGUGAGCGAGGUCAUCGUCCUGCAUUACAACUACACCGGCAAGCUCCGUGGCGCGCGCUACCAGCCCGGCGCGGGACUGCGCGCCGACGCCGUCGUGUGCCUGGCGGUGUGCGCGCUCAUCGUGCUCGAGAACUUGGCCGUGCUGUUCGUGAUCGGGCGCCACCCGCGUUUCCACGCGCCCAUGUUCCUGCUCCUGGGCAGCCUCACGCUGUCGGAUCUGCUGGCCGGCGCCGCCUACGCCGCCAACAUCCUGCUGUCGGGGCCACUCACCCUGCGACUGUCGCCCGCGCUCUGGUUCGCGCGUGAAGGCGGCGUCUUCGUAACGCUCGCCGCGUCCGUCCUGAGCCUCCUGGCCAUCGCGCUCGAGCGCAGCCUCACCAUGGCGCGCCGGGGACCCGCGCCCGCCGCCAGUCGGCGGCGCACGCUGGCGCUGGCGGCCGCCGCCUGGGGCGUGUCGCUGCUGCUCGGGCUACUGCCCGCGAUGGGCUGGAAUUGUCUGGGUCGCCUGGACGCCUGCUCCACUGUCCUGCCGCUCUACGCCAAGGCCUACGUGCUCUUCUGCGUGCUGGCAUUCGUGGGCAUCCUGGCCACCAUCUGCGUGCUCUACGCACACAUCUACUGCCAGGUGCGAGCCAACGCGCGGCGCCUGCGGGCGCGGCCCGGGGCUGGCGGAGGCACCUCGACCCGCGCGCGCCGCACGCCGCGCUCGCAGGCGCUGGUGCGCACGCUCAGCGUGGUGCUCCUGGCCUUCGUGGCCUGUUGGGGCCCUCUCUUCCUGCUGCUGUUGCUCGACGUGGCAUGCCCCGUUCGCGCCUGUCCUGUGCUCUUGCAGGCCGACCCCUUCCUGGGACUGGCCAUGGCCAACUCGCUUCUGAACCCCAUCAUCUACACGUUCACCAAUAGCGAUCUGAGCCAUGCGCUCCUGCGACUCGUCUGCUGCGGCCGCCGCUCCUGCGGCCGAGGACCAGGGGGCUCCCCAAGGUCCGGGAGCGCGGCUGAGGUUUCCAGAGGCCCGUGCAGGUGCUUGCCCCUGGGCCUGGACGGCAGCACCAGCCGCUCGGAGCGCUCGUCGCCCCAGCGGGACGGGCUGGAUACCAGCGGCUCCGCGGGCAGUCCCGGCGCGCCCCCGGCCACAGACUGA